Messenger RNA from Scaptodrosophila lebanonensis, 2284 nucleotides. Its product is annotated as sialomucin core protein 24. Gene Ontology annotation, cellular component: cytoplasmic vesicle. NCBI's taxonomy places the organism in Eukaryota, Metazoa, Arthropoda, Insecta, Diptera, Drosophilidae. The record is from RefSeq and is a predicted model, not a curated record. The transcript has 2 exons.
UACGACACCGUUCUGUCGAGGAGGAUUAAUCAUUCGUGUUAGUCGCAUAUAUUGAAAAAUUGAGAAUUUAAUCCGGUGCAGUGCAAUUUACCCAAUUAAACAACAAAGAAAUGAUGUCGCACGGAAAAUUUUUCUUGUUCCUGUUUGUUGGGCUAUUUGCCUCGCACAUUUGCCAAGAAGCAACCACAGCAGAUACCCAUGAUGAUACUACUACGCCUGUAAUCCCAACAACGCCGGACGCAAAUACUACAGCUCCUACCCCAAUAACCACGCACUCCACUACUGUUCCAACUACAAUCAGCCCAAAUACAACAAGUCCCACGCCACCAACUACAACCCCAUCCACGAGCACCACUCCAUCAACUUCGACAUCAACUACAACACCAGCCACAACAACAACAACACCAGCCACAACAACAACACCGGCCACAACAACAACGCCGGCAUCGAAUACGACGACAACUGUAAAACCCACAACUCCGGCUCCGCCUACUCCGACAACGCCUGCACCAUCGCCUCCACCAUGUCACCGUUUUGAUGGACCCUCUUUCAUUGGUGGCAUUGUUUUAACUCUUGGUCUGCUGGCCAUCGGAUUGGUUGCCUACAAAUUUUAUAAGGCUCGGAACGAGCGCAAUUACCACACCCUUUGAGCCGCCACCGCAUUCACGUCGGCCUUCAAUGCGGCAGGAGGAGCAGGAAACAACAGCAACCACUCCGCCACGGAUGCCGAACGUGUGCGGUUUGUUCAACCAUCGAUUCAGUUGCGAUCGCCCCCAGCUCAGCCACCACCACCUCCGCCAUCAUCUGGGACUGGCUCAACUCUCGCCUCUACUCAAAAUUGUUCGCCCUCAGCUAGAGAUCGGCUGCUGCACACGUAAAUUCCUUUUGCUAAAAACCCCUCACGGAUAAAUAAUUCCGUUAUUGUUACGAAACUUACUCAAUUAUGGUAUAGCGAUGCACCUUUUAUUUUCAAUUAGUUAUACCACAUACAGAAGCAGCUUUUUAAAGCUGUAUAAAAGGAAAAACAAAAGAAUGAUAAUACAUACCAAUACUCGAAGUCAUCAACUCAAGAGAAUGUUCAACGCCUUAUCAAAUGACCCCUGAUUUAAUGCAAAUAUUCAUGGCAGCCGUGAUUCAUUUAGAGGCAAUGAAACAUUUCCGUUUUUAAGUAAAUGUUUAAAAGGCUCUAUAAUAAUUUUCCUAUCAGCUAUACUACAUACCCAGACAGCUGCGAAUGUUUUUGAGCUUGUUUUUUUGAAUCGUAUUAAAUACAGAAUAUUUAAUGAUAAAUGAAAAUAAUCAAGAAACCAAACGGAUGUCCAAGCCUUAUUAAUCGUCAUUGAGCUUGAAAAAAAGGCUCAUGGCGACCGUGUAAAGAGAAAAUAAACUAUGCACAUAUAUGUGUAUGUAUUUAUCGGAAAUAUACUACAAUAACAGCAAAUAUGUGAGACUGCUUUGAAUUCCGAUCACGGUAGUUUUCCCCUUAGCCGUGAUGGGGAAUGGGGUUAAGUGACGAGUUAUUGUAUCUCGAGCAUUUUUUGAAUAGGUACGAAAAGAAAUAUACAUUUGGAUUAUAUAUAUUUACACUAUUUUUAAUAACUAAAAACAAUUCAUAGAAUCUAAGAAAACUACCUAAAGGUAUGCAGUUGAGGGUCUACUACAAGAUCCUAACAAUUCGAUUUAUCGCUUCUUGUAAACCUUUUCACAAUUUUGUCAAAUGGGUGUUUCUGCAAAUCGCGUAUGCUUUUACUUUAUAUAAACAAACUAAAGCUGUAUUUUAAUAUAAAUUCUUUGGUCGCUAUCGGCUUUGCUUAUAAAUCUAAGCCAUAUAUUUAGCAGUUGAAAAACAAACUAAAUUCAAUAUUUCAUCAGAGGCGAGACUGCUAUUAACAUCUACACAUACGUUUGUUUUUGAAGGGUAUUUUCAGCGUUUUCCAGAUUUUUAAAGUGCUUUUUAAUUUAACUUUAAACAAGUCUAUUAAAGCUAAAGCUUAAAACCAAGUCAGUGGUCUAUACAUAUAUAAAAGUGUAUAUCAUAUGCAAAUGUUAAAUAUUGUUUAUUGAAAAUGAAUCACACAUAUGAAUUAUACUAUAUCGCCGCUUAUUGUUAGAUACACAUUUUAACAUACAUCUACAAAACCCAAAAAUAUAUGUCAAUGUACUCUUGUGCACAGAAAAAUCUCAUAAUUAUAUACUAUUAAUUACCAAUAUAUAUCCAGUAAAUCGGUCUUAUUACCAUAUAUGUAUGUAUAUCGUGUAUAAUAAAAACUUUUAAAUUAAUGGA